Anopheles maculipalpis is the source of this 2591-nucleotide messenger RNA. RefSeq names its product zinc finger protein 271-like. The record is from RefSeq and is a predicted model, not a curated record. Bases 133 to 2568 code for a protein of 811 amino acids. Gene Ontology annotation, biological process: regulation of transcription by RNA polymerase II. Lineage: Eukaryota; Metazoa; Arthropoda; Insecta; Diptera; Culicidae. Gene Ontology annotation, molecular function: RNA polymerase II cis-regulatory region sequence-specific DNA binding; DNA-binding transcription factor activity, RNA polymerase II-specific; zinc ion binding. Gene Ontology annotation, cellular component: nucleus. The transcript is spliced from 9 exons.
GAUGAGGACGUGCGGGAGAAGAAGAAACGAGCGAAAAUCAAAGCAUCGGAAGCAGCAGACGACUCGUCGGAUCAAGUUGAAGAGCUGCAGUCCAAGGUGGAUGUGUACCAGUGCCAGCUGUGCGAAGGAGAAAUGUACAGCUCGCCAAUGGAACUUACCGCUCACCUCAAGGCAGAACAUCCGGACCAGAUACGUACGUGCGACAAGUGCCCGAAGGUGUUUAUGAGUGAGCCAGCCUACCAGCAUCAUCAGUAUUGUCACGCUACCCUGCGCUCUUACUUCUGCAUGUUCUGCGACAAGGGUUUUCAGACCGAAAAUCUGCUCAAAAGCCACACCCGAUCGCACACACACGUGGCCGAGUUUUUGUGCUCGCUGUGUGGGAAAAAGUUUAACAGUAAGAGCAAUCUACGACAGCAUCUGGUGCGCCACACGGGUGUUAAAGCGUGGGCCUGCACCCAGUGCCCUAGUCGGUUCUGUACCAAAGGUGCAUUAAACUUACACCAGCGAACCCAUUCGACAUUGAGGCCAUUUAGUUGCGACACUUGUGGGUCACAGUUCCACACGAGAUACUCUUUGAUCAAGCACCAGUUAAUCCAUACAGGCGAACGUCCGUAUGGCUGCGAUUUAUGUCCAAUGAGGUACGUUGUUUCUCAUAAUUCGUCUCAACCUAUCACCAACGAUAUGGUGAAGCACAUGAAAACACACCUGGGCGAGAACCCGUACCAGUGUGACCGGUGCGAAGCUUCGUUUCGAUUGCUUACGGAACUACGAAAUCACUACAAAGAAACGUGCCAGCCGGCCGAUAAUGGAACUGUUUCAUCGCCUGAAGUGGAUAAAGGCAUUCGGUUCACUAGCACAAACAUUUUAAAGAUGCGAUACGAAAAGGAAAUGGCACAAUACAGUAGCAAAAGAUACGAAGAAUUUUCGGAAAAUCGCAAAGUUAUGGCCGAAGCAACUGAAUUCCCAGCAGUUCAAAUGGAUGAUAAGAUGGCUUGGCAUUCAACGGAUUCAAUCACUUGUUGCCGCAUAUGCGUGGUACAAACGGAAGAGUACUACCCAAUGACCGAACCACUCGAGGGAUACGGAUCGAAGAGCUUACAGAUCGUGUUGGAGAAACUGUUCCCCUCGGUGUUUAAUGAAACACAGCUGGAGUACGAUUAUAGCAUGAACUGGCCCACGGCAGUCUGUCGAGAAUGUAAGCAGAAGGUUCAAGAUGCAUACGAGCUGUACGAGACGUGUCUUGACAGCGGUGAUAAGCUGCUAAAGCAAGGAUUUACCAAAGACAAGAUUGUCGAAGAGGUUCCAGUACUCACUCCGAUUGAUGUACCGACGGAAGGAUUCGUUGAAUGCGAUCUUAUUCCAGAAACCGAAGUGAAACCACCUGAAACCCUUACCAUACCCCGGAGAUCUGUGAAAACGCGUGAAAGGGAGAAAAAAGAAACGGUAACAAUCGUAAAAAGGGAAAAGGAAACAGUAACCGACGAAGAUGAAAUAGAUUUCCCCGAAGAAAUAAACACGGAACCGGACUGGGAACCACCCACACCCAAGGCCAAAAAAGCUACCAAAAAGAAGGUCGACAAAGUACCGCGAGAACGAAAAAUACCAGAAGAAAAGGGAACGGUUAAGAGGAGGAGGGGGAAGCGACAAAAAGAGCCACAGGAAACGAGAACCGAUGUGUUUCGCUGUCAACUGUGCGAAGGAACGAUGUACGAGUCACCCAAAGAGUUGACCGAACAUUUGAAAGCGGAACAUCCCACUCAGAUCAGAUCCUGCGACAAAUGUCCCAAGAUAUUUGUUAAUGAGCAAAGCUUCCAGCAUCAUCAGUAUUGCCACGCGACGGGACGUUCGUUCUUCUGUACGUUUUGUGAUAAGGGUUUUCAGACGGAAGUUCUCCUCGAGUGUCACGUUCGGUCGCACACGCGUGGGACAAAAUGCCUGUGCUCCAUCUGCGGUAAAAGCUUUGCGAAUGUGAGCAGUCUUCAUAUGCAUAUGCAGCUCCAUGACGAUAAUAAAGCAUUUCCCUGCAGUUUGUGUCCCUGUCGGUUCAACACGAAAGUUAAUCUCAACGUACAUAUGCGCACUCAUACGAAAAACAAGACGUAUACCUGUUCGACCUGUGGCUCGCAAUUUAACAAACACUAUUCGAUGGUUAAGCAUCAGAUCAUUCACACAGGGGAGCGUCCAUUUGUCUGUGAGGUUUGUCCUAUGCGGUUCGUCUCACCGUAUCACGUUAAACGGCACAUGCUAACACACACGGGUGAAAAGCCUUACAAAUGCACCUAUUGCGAUCGUGGCUUUGCACAAAGCAAUGUGCUGGUGAAGCACAUGAAAACGCACAUCGGUGAUCAUCCGUACCAGUGUGACCGGUGCGAUGCAUCCUUCCGGCUGCUGAAGGACCUUCGAAACCAUUUUCAAGAACACUACAUCGAAAGUGAAAACGGAAUCGGACCAUCGCCGGUGGUGGACGAUCAGGAUAUUCGGUUCACCAGUACCGAAAUACUGAGGCUACGGUACCAAAAGGAAAUGGGCCUGAUGAAUCAAAAGAGUGCAGGAAGCGAUGAAAAUUAGGUGGGUUUUUCUUUUAUUGGUUA